AUGACCUCCCAUUUGGAGAAGAAUAAAGUUGGAAUUGCGGAGAACGCAAAUGAUGAGUCCGUAGAGGAGGCUGUGUUCAAGUACGUUGGUGAAGGUCUGAACAGGAAAGAUGAAAAAUCGGACAAGAGAUCGGAUGACCCGGCUGCUGCUGACUCGCAGGACGACAAUGUCAAGAGUAAAACACUAGAAGGUAACAGUGCUGAGCAACAUGGCGGGGGAGGGUCGCAUGGGUUAGAUUCGGACACGCACGCGGCGAGUUCUGACUCUGCUACACAUCCGGCCAGUAAUGGUACAACGGGUUCUGAUGGGAACGCUGCCUCCGGGGAAGAUAAUUCAUCGGAUAUGAGCUGGUAUAUAAGGCAUGAGGAGGAUCUGCCCGGCAAUACUGCCUACAUGAAUGAGAACGACGCGCACCUGAACCCGCAGUCGAAUUCGGUACAGGAGUCCGUUGCGCUGGCUGCGGUCGUCGCUGCGUACGCUGCUGACAAGAAGAGGAAGCUGGAUGGAGGCGACCAUAUAGACAGUAUAGAUGGCGAGGCUGAUGACAUGCACAGCGGCAGAAGCAGUAGUAACAGCAACAGCCACAAACGGUCCAAAAUGGAACAGGAACAGCAGAAGAAAGAUAAACUUCAACUGGCUGUUGACCCGGAGUUGGCCACGCUGGACGAUCCGAGCCCAUCGUCCGCGCAGGAUCACCUUGUGCGGAAAGCGAUCAUUGAUACCGAUUCAAUUGCACAGAACCCUGAUUUCCAACAAUACCUAAACACCGAGGCGGAGCCUGUGAAGACUAAACAUUUGCCCAGGAACAACCAGGACAGUGCAGAUGCGCCUCCCGAAAUACAAAGCCCGGGGAAGCUCGCAGUCACGCUACAAAGUGCAACGAAACAGUAUUCGGAACUAGCUAGAGAGUCGCUCGCGAAGGACUCGUCUGGUCUUGGGAGCCACGGAUCACCGUUAUCGGAGGGCCAUGGCGACACAGACGAGGACACUAAACUUUUACAAAGUGCUGCUAACAGGGCCUCCGAGAUAAUCGGGACCACCAGUCAAACAAGCGGGAAGGCGUUCGAUGCAAAUGAGGAGACUGCGCUGGACCAGUUCAUCGAGGAAUACAGGAAUAUCAAGAAGUUCACCAGGAAGCAAACUUGCGAGAGAAUCUGGACUAACGGACGCCGUAAGGACGAUUUCUGGAUCAACAUAUGUAAAGUUCUGCCGUACAGGACGAGGUCAUCCAUUUACAAGCACGUCAGGAGACGCUAUCACAUAUUCGAUCAGCGUGGUAAGUGGACACAAGACGAGGAUGCGGAACUGGCUAAGUUGUGUGCGGAAAAGGAGGGCCAGUGGUCUGAAGUGGGCAAAGCACUGGGUAGAAUGCCAGAGGACUGCAGGGAUCGUUGGAGAAACUACAUCAAAUGUGGGUCCAACAGGGCUGCUAAUAAGUGGUCAGAGACUGAGGAGGCGCUAUUGAAAAAAGUCAUUUCAGAUAUGGUGGAGGAGGCUAAGAUCUACCAAGAUAGGGUCGACAACGGAUUAAUCAGUGCUGAAGUGGAAGAUGAGCAAAAAGCGUUUAGGGGACCCCGGGGGAAGAAGAUGUCCGGUAAGCCAAACUUUAAAGACGUGAUCAAUUGGACGGUGGUUAGCGAACGUAUGGGUGGUACGAGGUCUCGUAUACAAUGUCGCUACAAAUGGAACAAAUUGGUGAGGAAACAAGCCAUCUCGAAGAUUGAAAAAGUGAGGGGCGAUGACAAAAGGUGGAUAGUGGGGAAGCUCAGAGAUCUAGGGUUUACCGAUGAUUCUCAAGUUGAUUGGGAGGAACUGGCUACUUUAAAACCGGGCUCCAAGUGGUCUGGCUUAGAGCUGAAGCUGUGCUACGAAAAAAUGAGAACAAUGGUCAAGUUUUACAAAGAAAGGAGCAUCAGUGAAAUAGCCAAGUCAUUGUUGGAUAUGUUUGACAAUGAAUUGGAACUAGAGAAGGAGGAAUAG
Messenger RNA from Huiozyma naganishii CBS 8797, 1980 nucleotides. It is a transcript of the gene NSI1, whose product is annotated as Nsi1p. Bases 1 to 1980 code for a protein of 659 amino acids. Lineage: Eukaryota; Fungi; Ascomycota; Saccharomycetes; Saccharomycetales; Saccharomycetaceae. Gene Ontology annotation, biological process: regulation of DNA-templated transcription. The record is from RefSeq and is a predicted model, not a curated record. The transcript has a single exon. Gene Ontology annotation, cellular component: nucleus. Gene Ontology annotation, molecular function: DNA-binding transcription factor activity; transcription cis-regulatory region binding.